Boeremia exigua is the source of this 1548-nucleotide messenger RNA. RefSeq names its product protein-tyrosine phosphatase-like protein. Bases 470 to 1408 code for a protein of 312 amino acids. The transcript is spliced from 4 exons. The record is from RefSeq and is a predicted model, not a curated record. Gene Ontology annotation, molecular function: protein tyrosine/serine/threonine phosphatase activity. NCBI's taxonomy places the organism in Eukaryota, Fungi, Ascomycota, Dothideomycetes, Pleosporales, Didymellaceae. Gene Ontology annotation, cellular component: nucleus. Gene Ontology annotation, biological process: protein dephosphorylation.
GUGCUCUCGAUCGAUCGCCUGCGCUAUUUACUAUCUUCAUUAUCUAACAACGAGGAUGUUCACAGUAUACCGUCGAGCCGUCACUUUGAAACUCCCCUUCGCCCGUAGCCACUACUGCAAGAUACCGUAUCGCAGAUCAUUGUGUCUUGCUACCUGCGUAAGGCUGCGUGGCGCAGCCAAAAGACAGUUGCGCUGAGUCUCAGCAUGUAACGCUGUGUCGGUCUCCGUCAGCCCUAUUGGAGAUUGCCCCCUAGUGUUGGGUCGCGCUGCGCUGUAAGUGGGCACAUGGCCGCUGACUAACUGCUUUACAAGUCACCGUUUUAGGGUCGCCACAGAGCCUCGGUCAAAAUUCGAAGCCUCAACCCGACCAAGCACCACCACGUCGUGCGUAGUCGUCGGUUUCAAACCUACGACAUCAUCUCCGACCCCGACCGCUCUCGGAUAGCUGUGCAUUGGUCUCCUAAGCGCCAUGGCCCUCAUAGACAGAGUUCCCGGGGACUUGGAUCUCUACAUUGGUGGCAUGUUCACUCUUCGACGACGCGAGGCAUUGCAGGAGGCAAAAAUUACACACGUCCUGUCUGUGCUGCGUACGCCACUGGAUCAGGAUCUCUUUGCGCCUUUCAAGCAUCAUGUCGUGGAAGUUGACGACGUCGAAGAUGAAAACUUGUUAGAACACUUUCCUGCCACCAAUCAAUUCAUCCAGGACGGACUCGAUGGUGGUGGCGGGGUUUUGGUGCAUUGCGCAAUGGGGAAAUCGCGAUCCGCCACGGUUGUCAUCGCCUUUUUGAUGCAGAAACACAACAUCAGUCCAUCAGAAGCUUUGUCCAAUGUUCGGCAAGCCCGAUCAAUCGUCGAGCCAAACGAAGGCUUUUGGAAACAGCUCGAGUUGUAUGGCCAGAUGCAAACGCCGGACAACGUGGAAGAAACCCCGGCCUAUCAACGUUGGGUCUAUCAACGGGAGCUCGAGCUGAGUCGUGCAUGUGCCCAAGCCCCUGAGGCUAACAAGAUCCGAUUCGAAGACGAGCACGUCAAAGAGCAGACGUCAGGCUUUGAGAUGAGGUGUCGUAAAUGCAGGCGACCACUUGCAACGUCCCAGUAUCUCACCGCGCACAGCCAAGACGUAUCGAAGUCGAAGUGUGCACACUAUUUCGUAGACCCUCUCUCCUGGAUGCGCCCCGAGCUUGAGCAAGGCAAGCUGGAAGGUCGGGUAGAAUGUCCGAAUUGUCACGCUAAUGUUGGUAAGUAUGCCUGGCAAGGUAUGCAGUGCAGUUGUGGUGAUUGGAUGGUUCCGGGGAUCAGUCUUGCUAAAGGACGGAUCGACGAAGCACGAAGAGGUGGAGUCAGUGGCAUCCGUCGACCACCAGGCGCGCCUGGUGCGAACCACGACCUGGGACGAGAGAACCUAUGAUCGCCCGAAGCCAGACAAUCUCUGACUCGAGUUGCCCGCUAUACUCCUCAAGGUCAUUGGAGGUAUGGUGGCGGUUGCCCUGGAGCUUUUAACAGGCUACUUGGCAAAUGCCUUCGUAUAUCAGACUCCACAUGAGAGCU